AUGGAUCCCUUAUGGUCAGACCCUCCGCUGCCCCCAGGACCCCUCACUCACCUGGGUCGGCUAGAGAGUUCCGAGGGGCAGAGAGAAGACGAAACAGACUAUCCAAGCCCCUUGUCCUGCUGGAACAGGUCACCUCCAGAGCCAUCUGCAGUCCUCCGUGAUGGAGUUCGAAGAUGUCUACAGAUGCAGUCUGAACAGACUGUGCGGAUUUUACAUGCCAAGGUGGCCCAGAAAUCCUAUGGGAGUGAGAAGAGAUUCUUCUGUCCCCCGCCCUGUGUGUAUCUUAUGGGCCCAGGCUGGAGGCUGAAGCCGCAACAAGGACAAGCUAACGAGUCCGGGGAGGCGGGAUGCACGGUCUGUGGUUACAUGGGGUUGGACGGCGGUUCCGCGGAGACCCAAAAACUGAGCUUUGAGGAGCAGCCAGACUCUAGAGAAUUCGGCUGCGCCAAAGCUCUCUACGUCUCUGACUCGGACAAGAGAAAGCACUUCCGGUUGGUGUUAAAGCUGGUGCUGCGAGGAGGCCAGGAGCUAGGGACCUUCCACAGUCGCCUCAUCAAGGUCAUCUCCAAGCCGUCCCAGAAGAAGCAGUCACUGAAGAAUACAGACCUAUGCAUCUCCUCUGGAUCCAAGGUGUCCCUCUUUAACCGCCUUCGAUCCCAGACCGUCUCCACACGAUACCUCUCUGUGGAAGGAGGUGCAUUCAUCGCCAGUGCCAGACAAUGGGCAGCCUUCACCCUGCAUCUGGCUGAUGAUCGAUGUUCCCGGGGAGAAUUCCCUCUCCGAGAAGGCUAUGUCCGCUAUGGUUCUCUAGUGCAGCUGGUCUGCACGGUCACGGGCAUCACACUGCCCCCCAUGAUCAUCCGCAAAGUGGCUAAACAAUGUGCACUCCUGGAUGUGGAUGAACCUAUCUCCCAGUUACACAAAUGUGCUCUCCAAUUCCCAGGUGGGGGACCAGGAGGUGGUACCUACUUGUGCCUUGCCAUGGAAAAGAUUGUGCAAUUCCAGGCUUCACCCUGUCCCAAGGAAGCAAACCGGGCACUGCUGAAUGACAGUUCAUGUUGGACCAUCAUUGGCACGGAGUCAGUGGAGUUCUCUUUCAGCACCAGCCUUGCCUGUACCCAGGAGCCUGUCACCCCAGUGCCCCUCAUCAGUACCUUAGAGCUGAGUGGUGGGGGUGAUGUGGCAACGCUGGAGCUUCUGGGUGAGAAUUUCCAUGCAGGACUGAAAGUGUGGUUUGGUGACGUGGAGGCAGAGACCAUGUACAGGAGUCCCAGGUCCUUAGUGUGUGUGGUACCCGAUGUGGCAGCUUUUGGCAGUGCCUGGCGAUGGCUGCGCACGCCCAUUACAGUGCCAGUAAGCCUGGUCCGUGCUGAUGGGCUGUUGUACUCCAGUGCCUUCUCCUUCACCUAUACUCCAGAGCAGAGUGGCCGGCCGGCCCCCUCAGGAGCCCCUGAGCUGCCUCCCAAUGCAGAUGCCCUCUUGGAAAGCAUCCACCAUGAGUUCACUCGCACCAAUUUCCACCUCUUCAUUCAGAGCUAG
Gracilinanus agilis (Agile Gracile Mouse Opossum) is the source of this 1539-nucleotide messenger RNA. It is a transcript of the gene RBPJL, whose product is annotated as recombination signal binding protein for immunoglobulin kappa J region like. The transcript has 12 exons. Gene Ontology annotation, biological process: regulation of transcription by RNA polymerase II. Bases 1 to 1539 code for a protein of 512 amino acids. Gene Ontology annotation, cellular component: nucleus. NCBI's taxonomy places the organism in Eukaryota, Metazoa, Chordata, Mammalia, Didelphimorphia, Didelphidae. The record is from RefSeq and is a predicted model, not a curated record. Gene Ontology annotation, molecular function: DNA-binding transcription activator activity, RNA polymerase II-specific; RNA polymerase II cis-regulatory region sequence-specific DNA binding.